This is a messenger RNA of Schistocerca gregaria, 2831 nucleotides long. RefSeq names its product serpin B6-like. The record is from RefSeq and is a predicted model, not a curated record. The coding region runs from base 219 to 1394 and encodes 391 amino acids. The transcript has 8 exons. Gene Ontology annotation, molecular function: serine-type endopeptidase inhibitor activity. Lineage: Eukaryota; Metazoa; Arthropoda; Insecta; Orthoptera; Acrididae.
AAUGCGGUGCUAUCACGCGAGAUGAUAGGCUACAUAUCCAGUCAUGUUUAGACGUCUCUUUGACGACCGGCUGUGUAGGAAAUACGUGACGGUGACAUUAGCCCUCACUGCUGGGGGAAGUAGAUUGCGGCCUUCUUAAGUACCUUGCCCAGGGCCGUAGCGGUUCAGUCGUUCGUCCCAAGUCGUCCGCCGUGUACUGUUGUCACCGACUGGCUACGAUGGUGGAGAGCUACGACUAUUCUCAGUUCGGAGCGAUACGGGAAUUUUCUCCGAUUCAAGCAGUGUCCGGAGCAAGCAGCGGGUUCGCACUUAAUCUCUAUCAGGACUUGUCGGCACAGCCAGGGAACAUCUUCUUCUCGCCUCUUAGCAUACAGAUAGCACUCGUGCUGGUGUAUCUCGGGGCGAAAGGAAAUACAGCAUUCCAGAUAGCGAGAGGACUACAUUUAAGAGAUAAUAAGCAAGUCAUUGGGACUGCUUUCAGUGAAGUAAUGCGACAACUGAAUGGGUACGAUGAAGUAUCGCUUCAGAUCGCUAAUGAAAUUUUCUUGAAACGCGGUUUUAAAAUAAAAAAGGAAUUCAAACAUGCGGCUACUGCUUUCAACUCGGGAGCCGAGGAACUGGACUUCAAUCGACCUGAAGAGUCAAGAGCGCAAAUUAAUGGAUGGAUAGAAGAGAAAACUCAAAGGAAGAUAAAAAAUUUAAUAAAGCCAGGUGUUCUGUCAUCUUUUACUCGGAUGGUCAUAGCAAAUGCAGUUUACUUCAAAGGAGAAUGGGUAAAACAGUUCGAGAAGACGAGUACUUCGCCGAUGCUUUUCCAUUCGGAACGAGCAACAAAUGUGGAGAUGAUGUUUGUAAAGGAAAGAUUCAAGUACACUUACCUGCCACAGCUGGAUUCCCAGGUUCUCCUCCUGCCUUACAGGGGUGAGCGAUUCUCUAUGAUGGUUCUGCUGCCGAAGAGAGUAAACGGUCUGUUUGCAGCUGAGAGGAGGAUAGGGGGCUUAGACCUCUUUGACGUUGCAGACCACACAUACUGGCAAACAGUGCACGUGUACCUACCGAAGUUCAAAAUGGAGCACGAAAGAGAACUUGAAGAAAUUUUACCAGGUCAUGGCAUGGUGGAUAUGUUCGACAUACGCAAGGCUAACUUCACUGGAAUCAGUGAGACACCACUUGUAGUUAGCAAAGUCAUACACAAGGCGUUCAUCGAAGUCAACGAGGAAGGAACGGAAGCAGCGGCGGCCACUGUUGCUGAAAUUGCUGUCCUCUCUACAGCUGUAUCACCGCCACCGCAGUCCAUUCUAUUCAGAGCUGAUCGGCCGUUUGCCUUCUUCAUACUAGACCUAGAGACGAGAAUGGUUCUCUUCGCUGGACGGCUCUCUUCCCCCGAUGUAUAACAAAUUAGAACGCUUAAAGAAAAAUUUUUAACGCUUUUAUCACAUAGUUAAUUACUCUUAUCGUUAUUGUUAGUAGUAUUAUUAGCCUUAGUAUUUAUUACUAUUAUUUAUUGUUGUUAUUGUUAGUGUUUCUGCUUUAAAAUACCGCUCGUUAAAAGUCAGAUAUCAGUUCAUGUAUUAUUUGUAAUACGGCUACAUCAAAGACUGAGCUACAUAGCAAAUAUGACUCAAUACUAAAGUAAACACAUGAGAGGCUUGUUCAGUCAACAGUAAUAUAUAGAAAAAUAGGAAAGAUGGCCCUAAAUACUUAUGUUACUAUUUAUUUGCUAAAUGAACCAUUCAUCUAAUAAUACUAGAGGGUUUAAUAGAUACAACUGCAUAAUGUAGUCUACCAGUCAUGAAACUGCAUUUUCCACGUUUUGUACAAGCUAUGGAUGAAAUGUAUACAUUUGAAAUCCUAAGCAUAGUGAAUAAAUAAAACUGUAAUUAUCUAUAACAAUUAUAACUAGGAAGCAGAAUUCAUCCACACGUGAACUAUACGUCAACUGUUUAGGUAUAAAAAUCCACUUUAUCGUAGACUCUUUUUUUUAAUGUCCUGUUUUUUGGUCGCUUAGUAAUAGGGUGCGUUAAGAUAGUCGAAAGUAUUUGUUUCGAACUGAGCAAUCGGUGUAAAUGAUUUUUAAUUCACGAAUAACAAACGAAAUGAUUGGGAGUGUAAGAUGGCGCGUUUUAUUCAGUACCACAAACAUCAUGUAUUUCGAAUAAAUAUAUUUUGAUGCAUACGUCAAUUUUCUGUCUGUGCAGUUACCUUAAUCUUGACGUUCUAUGGACGUUUAUGGGUCAUUCUUUGUCAAAUAAAUUAAUGAAUAUUAUCUUAAACGUUACCAUCUUAGGUUUAUUUGGAUGUAGUAUUUAUAAAUAGUAACACAAAACAGUUUUUUCACGUUUUUGUUAUUGAACGUUACUAAGUAAUGGGUACUUGUAACGUCUCCUGGCAAAAUACAUAUUAUAUGUGGUAAAAAAGGAGAAAAGAAUAAUUGAACGGGAUGAUUGUAAUUGCGUGGACAAUGAUAGUGUGAACUUUAUGUAAUAAAAAGAAACCAUUAUGUGUCGUUUUUUAUACCUAUACAGAAUUAUGUACCGAUUUUUUUUUUAUUGGAAGAUAAUAUCUGUGUCGGCGAGUACUGAAAGCGCCACAGACGAUACUUAUUAAAUAUCAAACAAAGAUGAGAAUAUGUCACAACGAGUAUAAAUAGUAGUGACAGCAUUAAUUUCUAUGUCGUCGUGAGUAGGAGGACCUUUGACGCAAUAUUGUAUGCUUGUGUAGCAUUCUUUUGUUAGGCUUGAGAGUACGACGACAUUAUGUACUGAUUUGUAAAGGUGUGUAAUAAUUUAAUCUGUCUAAAUGUUUUGAAUAGAGUUACUUAGUGAAAACUU